Candida dubliniensis CD36 is the source of this 1770-nucleotide messenger RNA. RefSeq names its product NAPDH-dependent diflavin reductase. The transcript has a single exon. NCBI's taxonomy places the organism in Eukaryota, Fungi, Ascomycota, Pichiomycetes, Serinales, Debaryomycetaceae. The record is from RefSeq and is a predicted model, not a curated record. The coding region runs from base 1 to 1770 and encodes 589 amino acids. Gene Ontology annotation, cellular component: cytosol. Gene Ontology annotation, molecular function: flavin adenine dinucleotide binding; FMN binding; NADPH-hemoprotein reductase activity.
AUGACAGGUGAUAUAACUAUAUUAUACGGUUCAGAAACUGGUAAUGCAGAAGAAUAUGCCAAAUACUUGAAACAAAGAUUACGAUCUUACAAUUUGAAACCAAUCAGUCUUGCAUCACUAGACGAUUAUCCUUUGAGGCGAUUGGUAACACACACUUCGUAUUUAAUUAUAAUAUGCUCUACAACAGGACAAGGAGAAAUACCUAGAAAUGGGAAGAAGUUUAUGAAGUUUAUUUUGAAGAAAAAAUUACCUCUGGAUUUAUUCCAACAUUUGCAUUUAACAACGUUUGGUUUGGGAGACUCGUCAUACAUUAAAUAUAAUUACGCUAUUAAAAAAAUUCACACUAGAUUGAUGCAAUUAGGGUGCCAGCUUUUAUCUCCUCGGUGUGAAGCUGACGAAAUUUCCCCUGAAGGUGUUGAUGGAUAUUACAUAGAAUGGGAGGCUGAACUCAUUGCAGCAUUGUUAAAUAAGUUUCCAAAUGCCACUCAAGUUAGUUCUGAGGCUGUUCCAAUGCCAGAAUAUAGAAUUUCCGUUUCAAAAGGUGACGCGACAAAAAAUCUGAAAGAGGUUAACAACAAUGCUAUCGUAUCACGACUCGGAAAGGAUGGACUAAAGCUAGGCACGGUAUUGACAAACAAUCGAAUCACAAGUGCUGAUCAUUUCCAAGACGUUCGAGAUUUUAAGUUUUCCAGUACUGACUUGAAUUAUCUGCCAGGAGACACCGUUUCAUUGUUCCCAUGUAACUUUGAUGAGGAUGUUGACGCAUUAUUACAACUGCAACCUCAGUGGCUCAAAAUUGCUGACAAACCAUUGAAUGUGAAAAACAUGCCACAUGCAGAGGGUGGUUUUGCCGAUGUCUUAACGUUGAGAAUACUAUUUAAGUACCAUCUAGACAUAAUGUCUAUUCCCAGACGAAGUUUUUUCGCUUUAUUGUGGCAUUUUGUUGACCCUUCCACUGAGGAUGGAGAAAGAGAACAAGAAAAGCUAAAGGAGUUUGGCAGUUUUGAUGAGCCAGAAGAGUUGUAUGAUUACGCAAAUAGACCAAGAAGACUGAUAUUGGAAACUUUACUAGAAUUCCAAAAUAAUUUAACUAUACCAGUGUCAUAUAUUCUUGAUUUGUUUCCUUUAAUUAGACCAAGAAUGUUUCUGAUUGCGUCUUGUCCAUCAUCCAAUGAAGUUGAAUUGGUUGUAGCAAUUGUUGAAUACAAAACAAUUAUUAGAAAAAUAAGACGUGGUGUGUGUACUAGGUGGCUUAAGAAUUUGAAACCAGGAGAUCAGUUUUUAUUUUCAAUACAAAAAUCGAGCUUUAAGUAUAAGAACAACAAUAGUCCCAUUAUUAUGGUGGCUCCAGGUACCGGUAUAGCACCUAUGAAGUCUUUGAUUGAUGAAGUCUUCCAAGAGAAUUCUUGUCAAGAACUUUAUUUAUUUUUUGGAUGCCGUUUUAAAGAGAAGGAUAAUUUGGUUGACUCAUUUUGGCAUGGCAAUGAAAAUCAGAAUUUUCAUUUAAUUAAUGCCUAUUCCAGAGACUCAAAUUCCAAGUAUAGAUAUGUUCAAGAUGCAUUGUUUGCCCAAUCAGAGCUAAUUGGAAAGUUGUUAAUUGAACAAAAUGCAAGAGUAUUUGUAUGUGGUUCAAGUGGGAAAAUGCCUAGAGAAGUAAAGAUAACUUUUGUUGAAAUAGUAAAGAAAUUCACGGGAAUGGAGGAAGACGAAGCUCAGAAAUACAUUAUCGACUUAGAGGAUAAUGGUAGGUAUAAGGAAGAUGCUUGGUAG